Molecule: messenger RNA, 1529 nt
Organism: Fundulus heteroclitus (mummichog)
Lineage: Eukaryota; Metazoa; Chordata; Actinopteri; Cyprinodontiformes; Fundulidae
Exons: 11
Coding region: 207-1427 (406 amino acids)
Biological process (GO): ubiquitin-dependent protein catabolic process; protein ubiquitination; positive regulation of DNA-templated transcription
Cellular component (GO): nucleoplasm; cytoplasm
Molecular function (GO): ubiquitin protein ligase activity; zinc ion binding
Source: RefSeq, a predicted model, not a curated record
CGCUGUUGCCGGAAGUAGUCAACUUUAUUUUGAAAGGAGUUUUCUGUUGUGAGCUGAGCGGCGGUUUGUCGGCUGGAUCUCGGUUAAUAAACCGAAGAAAGAGGCAGAAAUUGAAGGCGACCUCCUCUUCAUCAUCAUUACGUUGAAAUGAGCCCAGACCGCAGGUGAUUGGUCAGUCCAGUUUGUGGUCGGUGCUGGAUGACGUGAUGGCUGAGAGCCCCCCUGCCAGCCCCGGUUCUUCAGAACCGGAAAGUCCCGUCAGUCUGAACCGAGGAUGUUUGCUGGACCCCGGAGAGGCCUUCUUCAGUGACAUGUCCGUCAUCGUCCCAGAAACCCCCAGCCCACAGCUCGGCAAACGGAGGAGACUUCGGCGUAAGCCAAAGGAUCACCGCGGCCCGGUGGCAGUCGGCGGCCCUUCGGGACCAGAGAAAUCCAACGGAGGGGACGGAGGUUUUCCGCAUAAAUCCAAACGCCGGCGGCUGGUCGAUCAGCGCGUCGACUUUGUUCCGGCGUCGUCUCUCAGGACCUUCCCUCUGGGCACCUGGCUGCAGGCUCCGUCCCCGUCAUCUUCCUCCCCCUCGUCUUCCUCCUCCUCUACCUCCUACCUCACACCGGACUCACUCGUCGGGUCAAAACAGAUUCACACGGCAGCUUCGGCGUCUGUCUCUGCAGCGUCGUCUUCGUCAUCGUCAUCCUCCUCUGGCUCUCUGUCCUUCCUGACUGACGAGGAGAGGCGAUGGCUGAACGAAGAACAAGGAGGCGCCUCACAAGACGUGGAGCAGAUCGUCAUCAGCGACGAGGAAGAUGCCACGGUCCGCUCGUUGCAGGUGGAGGAAGACGAGGCGCUGGCCCGGUCCCUGCAGGCUCAGUUUGACCAAGAGGAGUCGCUCAGCAGGCAUCACCAUCACAGCCAUCAUCUUCAUCAUCAUCAUCAUCGGCAGAGCCAACAUGCGUAUUACUCCUACAUGCAGCCCAGCUGGAUGUCUCAGGUCCUGGCCGCCGUCUCUCCUCUGGUUGGACUCGAAGACGAUCUGAUUGGCCAGCGCAGGCGGCGUGGGCGGGUCAGACGGAGGAACAUAUUGCCGGACUUUGCUGAGGAUCUUCAGGGAAACGACUACGAAGCUCUCCUGGAGUUCGAAGAGCAACAAGGUGCCGUUGUGUCGAAGAAACUGACUCGCAGGGAAAUCCAGAGCUUUCCGACCAAAACCUUCCGCUCCGCAACCGGCGCCGGGAACAGCCAGUGCCAGAUAUGUUUCUGCGACUACGCUGAUGGGGAGAAGCUGAGGAUACUGCCCUGUUUCCAUGACUACCACAUCCAGUGCAUCGACAGGUGGUUAAAGGACAACGUCACCUGUCCGAUCUGCAGGGCCAACCUGGCUGACGGAGACUAUCUGGCACCCCCCACGCUGUCACAGGAAACUCCCUGAUGUUUGUUUUUUAUGAAAAACUGAUCAACCUGUUAGUUUUUAGUUGUUGUUUUUAUUCCCUCCAUGUUUCUCUGAUUAAACUUUGCUGGAACCGUUGAAGCU